Molecule: messenger RNA, 351 nt
Organism: Funneliformis caledonium
Lineage: Eukaryota; Fungi; Glomeromycota; Glomeromycetes; Glomerales; Glomeraceae
Source: the annotation of a GenBank genome assembly
AUGGCAGACAUCAAAGAGAUCAUUGACUUAUAUGCAGAAAUACCUACUUUCCAUCCUGAUUAUAAACCUAUUAUAGAUAAAAUGCCACCAAGUCUAGUCAAAAGAGCUUUUGAUCAAUUACUUAAAAUAAAGUGCAAUCCCGUUUUGCCAAAAGACAUUACAGAAAAAAGUAAUCAGAUUGAGCAAUAUUUGCGUAAUAAAUUAAUUGUUUAUGAACAAGCAAAAAAUCAAAAGGCUUUUGUCUAUAGUAUGGAUACUGAAAUGCAGAUAGAGGAUGUAGUUUUUCUAAUAAAGCAACUCAAACAGAUUCUUUGGAUAAAGCAACCCAAACAGAAGAUAUUGAUUUCUUAA